Molecule: messenger RNA, 4219 nt
Organism: Scatophagus argus
Lineage: Eukaryota; Metazoa; Chordata; Actinopteri; Scatophagidae
Gene: elapor1
Product: endosome-lysosome associated apoptosis and autophagy regulator 1
Exons: 22
Coding region: 132-3083 (983 amino acids)
Biological process (GO): positive regulation of vacuole organization; autophagosome assembly
Cellular component (GO): lysosome; extracellular exosome; late endosome
Source: RefSeq, a predicted model, not a curated record
GAAAACCACCUCCCAGUAUUUGCUCACCGUUGGGAGCGAAGCCGCGCCUCCAGCCGCCUGUCGCGCAGCACCUUGAGGGCGCAGGUCAACCUUCUGCUCCUCCAUCACUUCAGCACUGACAGAAAGCGACGAUGCAGCGAGGCCCGAUACACCUGAGCUGUCUUUUCCUGUGGCUGCUUCUUGCGCAGUCCUCUGCGGAUUUACCCAUGUGCAAAGAGUCAGAUUAUCACUUUGAGUACACAGAGUGUGACGUACUUGGGUCAAGAUGGAGGGUGGCGGUUCCCAACAAAGCCGACACAUGCACGGGGCUCCCGGAUCCAGUAAAAGGCACUGAGUGCACCUUCUCCUGUAGUGAAGGGGAGUACCUCAACAUGCAGUCGCAGCAGUGCCAGAAGUGUGCUGCAGGCACCUACUCUCUGGGCACGGGAGUGGCCUUCGACGAGUGGGACAGCCUGCCGUCUGGUUUUGUUACCCGCGGGGUAAACACAAACAGUGUGGACGCUCAAACAGACUGCUCCAACUCAACCUGGACACCAAAGGGUGAUUACGUAGCCUCAAACACCGAUGAGUGCACUGCAACACUGUCCUAUGCUGUGAGCCUGAAGAAACCUGGAACUGUGUCCUUUGAAUAUUUCUACCCUGACAACAGCAUUUAUUUUGAGUUCUAUGUCCAGAAUGACCAGUGUCAGUCGACGGACUCUGCAAGCCGGUGGAUGAAGAUCUCUGAGAGCAGCUGGAGCAAAUACAGGGUUGGGCUGAACAGUGGCAACAAUGUGCUAUACUGGAGAACCACUACGUAUGCUCUGCAGGGCAGCGCUGUCAAACCUGUUAUAUUAAGAAACAUUGCCAUCUCAGGGGUGGCCUACACAUCAGAGUGUUUCCAUUGUAAACCAGGCACCCACAGUGCAAAACCAGGAUCUGCCCGCUGUACCCCCUGCCCUGCUGACACAUACUCCAAUAAGGGUGCCACUGUUUGCCUUCAGUGUGACUUUGACAAAUAUGCAGAGGCGGGUUCAGGGAGCUGUAAACCAAGACCUGCAUGUACUAACAGUGACUACUUCUACACCCACACUCCCUGUGACUCUGAGGGAAAGACUCAGCUUAUGUACAAGUGGAUCGAGCCUAAGAUCUGCAGUGAGACUGUUAAGGGAGCUGUGAAGCUGCCUGCUUCAGGGGAGAAGCAAACCUGUCCUCCAUGUAACCCGGGUUUCUUUUUCACAAACUCUUCCUCCUGUGAACCCUGUGAUAAAGGUUUCUACUCAAAUGGAACAGCCUGUACCAAGUGCCCUGUUGGCACGGAGCCAGUGGUGAGUUUCGAAUACAAAUGGUGGACUACAAUGCCAAACAACAUGAAGAGCUCCAUCUUCCGUCGAGAGUUCAGACACUCCGAACAGAGCACGGCAUGGGAGGUGGCUGGGGAAUAUGUCUACACCACCCCCGGUGAUCAGGACACAGACUACCUGAUGUUGACGCUCAGUGUCCCUGGAUACAGGCUGCCUCAGUCAAUGGCCGAAGACAGCGAAAGGAGCGAACUCUCUCAAAUCACCUUCGUCUUUGAGACCAAGUGUACAGCAAACUGCAAAUUUUACUUCCUGGCGGGUUAUAAUAAGUGGAAUAAUGAUGUGGUGGAGCAGUGGACAGGCAGCAAUGGGAAACAGUCGUAUUCCUACCUGAUUCAGAGGAACAGCACCACCAGCUUCACCUGGACAUUUCAACGAACAGAGGAAUUUAACGCGGAGAGGAAAUAUAGCAGCGAUGUAGCAAAGAUCUACUCCAUCCACAUCACCAAUGUGAUUGGGGGUGUGGCCUCGCAGUGUCGCCACUGUGCCCUGACCUCUGCUAACGUAGGCUCCACCUGUGUUCCCUGUCCAACGGGACACUACAUGGUCAACGAGACAGGCGUUUGUGAGAGCUGCCCAACAAACACCAUCAUCAGGGCUGAUCAGCCUGUUGGAAAGGCCGCUUGUGUUCCAUGUGGACCACAUACACAGAGAAACAAGGCCUACACAGCUUGUCUCAGUGACUGUGUGCUGGAUGUGCAGACGAGAAACGGAGGGCUGCUGCACUAUGACUUCUCUCCUCUGGCCAACAUCACCAGCUUCCACAGCAGCCCCCGCUUCACCAGCAAAGGCCUGAGAUAUUUCCAUCGCUUUAAUCUGGGCCUAUGUGGAAAAGAGGGAAGAGCACAGGCUACCUGUGCGGGCAACAUAACAGAGGGCGGGAGAGAGGUCAAAGGUUACGUUUGUCAGUCCACCGUAGUCCCCUCUGACAUCAGGAGUCAGAGUGUGGUGUCCACACAGCCUUUCAUUAUUGGUGACUCACUCAUCGGUGUGACCACUGACACUACACUGGGUAGCAUCUCUUCUCCAGACUGGCUGUUUCCAUCUGCAUCCCACCUGCCGGAUGUAAUAUUCUAUUACAAGUCCAGUGAGACAACUCAAGCUUGUAAACAGGGCAGGUCAGCUACCAUCAGACUGAGAUGUAAUCCCACAAUGACAGCUAAAGACUUCAUUACGCUGCCAAGUAACUGUUCUGAGGGGACGUGUGAUGGUUGUACUUUCCACUUUCUCUGGGAGAGCCAGCAUGCGUGUCCACUCUGCACCAAAAACCACUACAGGGAGAUUGUCAGCGCUUGCAUCCAGGGAAUACAGAGAACCACCUAUGUAUGGCAGCAGCCGUUGCUGUGUUACGGAGGAGAGUCACUACCAGCACAAAAAGUCACUGCUUGUGUGACUCUGGAUUUCUGGCUCAAGUUCGGCGUUUCCACGGGAACGAUUGCUGCUGUGCUGCUCAUCAGUAUCAGCUGCUAUUUCUGGAAGAAGACACGCAAGCUGCAGUAUAAGUACUCCAAACUGAUUAUGAACUCCGGGGGUAAAGAGUGUGAGUUGCCCACUGCAGACAGCUGUGCAAUCAUGGAGGGAGAGGACGCAGAGGAUGACAUCAUGUACCUCAACAGGAAAUCCUUCUUCACCAAAAUUAAGUCAUUCUCACGAGAAAGGACAUCAGAUGGAUUUGACUCUGUUCCACUGAAGUCAUCAUCUUCACACCAGCAAAGGGAGGAUGAAGACUCUGAUGAUGCUUAAUUCUGGAGCUGAACAGAUCCUUCUACCAAAGCACAGAGGAAAUGCUAAAUUUUAGAUAAAUGGUUUGACGUCAGUGUAGCUCCAACAGGAGUCACAGAUAAACUGUUGAGUUUAUUUUAUUUAUUAUAUAUGUUAGGCUGCCAAACCUAAUACAAAAUCUCCAUUUCUCCAUUUUCGAAGCCUUAUAGUGUAUUUCAAAUUUAUAUAAGGACCAAACUCUGGAUAAAGUUACAGUUGUCCUAGAUGUGAGACUGUGUACAUUUGACGUAACACUGAGUGUGAAUUUUAUUUUUUGUGUUUGCAUUAGUUUUUUCUGUUUUUUUCUGCUAACAUGUUUUUGUUUUUGUUAUAUACCAGUCAUCCAGUUCAGUCUUAUAUUAUCUGACAAUAUUUAUAUUUGCAAUGGCGGUGAAAAUGUUUCCUGUUGCACAUAAGAUUAUAAGUAAAUUCAUUUUCUACAGUAAAAUGUGCAUUUCUAUGAAUUAAGAAUGACCUCUAACGCUGCCUUCAAGUGCUUUUGUGGAAAUCAUAUUACAGAGCCUGAUAUCACCUUACGUAUAUAAUACCUUUAAUACUUUUCUGUUACCACUUUAUAUGUUUAUAUGUAUUUUCAUGUGCUUUUGAUUGAAAAAAAUAAUUUCAUAUCAAAAAGGUAAUUUUGUGGUUGUUGAAUUAAUUAAGAAAAGUUCACAUGAACUGAAUUUUAAAUUGCACCUAUGUUUAAAAUAUUUUACUAAAGAUUGCUGGAUAUACAUGUCGUGACACCUUACAGGGUUAAACAGUGCAAAAAUGGAAGAAGAGGACACAGAACAAAAUCGUGUAGGUCUAUCUCAACAUGAAAUCCUUUCUCAACAAAUGUAUGAUAAUAAACAACAUGCAUCUCUUUCAUGCAAGUACUGCACUGAAGCACUUCCACUGUCUGCUAUUUUAUACAUCUACUUCACUGGCAUUCAGGAUUAAAUGUACUUUUUACAGUUUUUAUGUUUAUCUGACAGCUAAAAAUACUAGUUAAUUUUCAGAGUAACAAUUUACACACAAAAUGGGUGAUCAUCCUGUAAAAUGAGAUGUAUUGUUAUGUUGUAGAAUAACUAUCCAACAGUACAUAAAGGUAAGAAUAAAGUAUAAAAUGAACUUCA